Molecule: messenger RNA, 8422 nt
Organism: Aplysia californica (California sea hare)
Lineage: Eukaryota; Metazoa; Mollusca; Gastropoda; Aplysiida; Aplysiidae
Biological process (GO): regulation of cell population proliferation; defense response; cell surface receptor signaling pathway via JAK-STAT
Molecular function (GO): DNA-binding transcription factor activity, RNA polymerase II-specific; RNA polymerase II cis-regulatory region sequence-specific DNA binding
Source: RefSeq, a predicted model, not a curated record
AUAUUCCAGCAUCAUGGAAUGGAGCAGAGUCAGAAGAUUUCUGGUCAUGAUGAUUCAGGGGAAAGUGGAAGGAACAGAGGAGCUGUAUGACAAAAUUCCAUUCUUCUUGCGGACAAGACUGCAUGACUUCAUCGACAAUGUUCAAUGGGCACACAUCAGCCAGGAAUGCCAGAAAAACAAUCCCACAGAAAUCAACAAUGCUCAGUUGUACUACGUGAAAAUUUUGGCUUUGAUGGAACAGUUCAUUGAGAAUGAAAGGAACAGCCCAAGCCAGUCGGACAGUGGAGUAAUGAUGACAUUUGCUAGGUAUUCAGUGAAGAAUACCUUCCAAGAUGACGGAGUGCUGUUUGCCACUGAGAUGUCUACUUGUCUUCAAAAGGAAAAAGAGCUGCUCUAUUUGCAUUCUGCAAAUUAUGAGCAGGAAGCAAACAACAUUCCAUUUGCCCCGGACAACUACAUGCUACCAGAGAUUUCUGACACGUUCUCAGUGAUAAAAGGGUUGCAAAGGGAUGUGGAGCAGGCAAAGAUUUGUAUCCAGAGUAUAUCUGAGGAGUUUGGGGAGGAGAGUUCUGACUUGCCUUCUAUGUUGCCGGACCAACUGCUCAAUGCAAAGAAUGUAUUGGAAGGGGCAGCAAUUGACGCUACGUGGGACGAGCAGAUGGAGGUAGUGGCUGCUAAGGCCAGUCUGCAAUGGACAGAGGCCACCAUAAACAGUCACAUCGAAAGUAUGAUUGCCAACGACGCCGAGUCCCAUGAGAUGAGACAAAGAGUGAUGAGAAUCCUGCAGAGAACGGUGGAGCAGCUGGAUCAGUUGCUGUCUGGCCUGGAGAAGGAGGUGUCAGAGUGGCGGGAGGCCGAGGCGAGAGCGAGUGUCAAGACGGGCCCAGAUAUCUCUCCGGUAGUCGUCAACCAAAAUUUCAAAGAAUUUGCCCAUCUGCUGGAAGCCCUGGACCGGGUGUUUCACAAAAUGCAUGAGUCUCCGGGGAUGAGUGCAGGGAGCAGUUCCUUCCCCGGUCAACUGGCGGCCCUUCACAGGUCCUUCAAGCUAGCUGAGAACAGGUUCUUCUCAAGCGCUCUUGUUGUGAGCAUACAGCUGAAAGACGUGAUUGACAUUGCGAACAAGGGGUCAAAAGAUUCUGAUGCGGACAAAGAGUCAAAGAAAGAGAUGAAGUUCUGUUCCAACAAGAACCAAAACCUCCACACUGAAGUCAGAAUUUUGGGUGGGGAAUCAUUUUCAGGACUCAAUAUCACUGACAGCAACAUUGAGCUUGUUGCUGAGAGAGAUUUGGUUCGAAUGGAGUCGGAUGUCAAGCAAGAGGGCGGGAAAAAGUUCCUGAAGCUCCCUCCCGGUAAAGUGUUAGCGUCAGGGUUGAUGGUGUCCAUCGAGUGGAAAGAUAUCGAAGUCCAGAACUUUUCCCGAGUGGAGCAGAACACAGUGUACAAACAGUUUUUCAGGAUGCGUUAUUCCGUCACUGUGGAGGUGCAUGGGACUGAGUAUAGACUGGAGACUCUGUCGCUGCCUUUCAUGUUCAAGACCGGGUCGAAUCAGCUUCUGGAGUUUAUUGGUGCAAGGAUGUGGUACUGCUCCAAUGCUGACUUGUACAAAGGAUCCUUUGAGUGUCCGAACAGCCUCCCAGUUGAGGAUGUGAUCAAUAUGCUCAACAACCGCAUCACAUUUGCCACCAGCAAAAAGCGACAGCUGACCUCCGAGGACAAAGCUUUUCUCCGCAAUCGAUUGACAGUGAAUGAGGAAGGACAAGUGAGCAUGCAAGGAUUUAUCAAGCCAAACCAGGAAGGAGCAAAGAGUUCCAAAAAAUCUGGGGCAGAGACGAACCCUUCAUUCUAUUCAUGGUUCCAUGGUGUUGUCGGCAGUAUAGAGAGAUAUCUACUCAAACCGUGGGAAGAUGGCAUCAUCUACGGCUUCUGUAGCCCGGCCGAUGUGGAGAGGAAGUUGAUGAGUGACCACGUGCCGGAGGGCACCAUCCUGUUCAGACCCAGCGCCAACAAACUUGAGUCUGCGGCAUCCAAGAAGGCCACCACAGCUCUCAUUAUGGCUGUCAAGACCAGGAAUGAGUCGUCAUAUGCAGUCAUGUCAGUUCCGUUAUACGGCGAUUUCAUUGAAAAGAACGGCUUCUACAAAUCCGUGAGAAACAUCAAGGAUGAAAAAAACCAGCGCAUCGCAAAGUUUCUUUAUGGAUGUGGUGAAAGAAAUAGAAGCAUUGUUGAAGCUCUGGAGAAGUACGGCAAAGAGGAGAGAGAGUCCAAGUAUUACUAUGACUACAAGCUCAUGGUGAAGAAGGUGGAGACGUUGAGUGUGAGGUUCUGCAACUCAAAGGUCGAAGCCUCUUCAGAUGGCACUUCUGACACUGAUGAACAGGGCCGGCCUGGUGCUAAGAAACGCAGGUACCCUUCGAUCAACUCCUCCAAGCCUUUUAGUCCCAGCUCGACUUCUUCACAGAGUGGCACGUUCCCAACUGCAUCUCCUGACAGUUCAGGCCCAACUUUUUCCGGUACAUUCCAGAGCACGAGCCAUGAGGGUUCUUCUACUGGUUCUCCUGUCCUAAAGAGUGAACCCAGCACCCCUGUGUCUGCGUGCCCCGAGAACACGCCGAGAGCCGAGUGUGGUGUGGUAGAUGGAAGUGAUGCCACUUCACUUGCAUCUCCUGAUCCUGAGAGAGUUCCUGUGAGUUCCAAGUCCUUGCCUGUCUCCCAGAACUUGCAGGUGUUUGGGAAUGUUCAGGUAGACUUGUCCAACAUACCACCGGCUUAUACGGAGGAGGUUCAGGUGGUUACGACACAGCAGUUUCCCGUUCAGACCAGAGGAAAGACAUUAUCAACUGCUCAGGGAAUGGAGGGGAGAACACAGAUCCCACAGAAUUUGAACCAAACGCAGUUCUCACCUCCUCCCAUGUCUGUCCCCCCCAGCGUUUACCCAGCCGGUAUAAAUGCUUUUGAUUUGAAUACUGUUGGUAUGUCCAUUGGAAAUUUCUCUGUCCAAUUUAUCGAUCAGAAUGGCGUCAUGAUUAGCGAGAUGACAACCAUGCCUGAUCAGGGGGAGAUGGCUACAACAGUUUUCAUGUCUCAAGGAAAUACAGCUGUCCAACGCGGUGCCUCUGGUAGCGUGUUAGGAAAUGUCCCCACUGUGCUGGCGGAAGCAAAAGAGCAGACACCACACAGGAGGAGAAGCCGAAAACAGCUACCGACAUGUCAGGCGACCAGCAGAAACCUCACCCAAGUGCCCUAUCUCAACAUUCAGUCGCAGAAUGCCACAGACAACAGUGCCAACAACCUCUACAGCACAAGCUCUCCCUUGCAGAUUGGAGAUCCUAACAUGAUGACCACUCUGGACGCGAACACAAUUCUUCAGCUAUUGUCCGCCCAAAAUAACUCGAAUACCGGUAACCUUGAGAUAAUAUCAGAGCUGAAUGACCCUGCCACAGUGAACGAACUUCUGAACGAACAGUUGGCCACAGAGCUGCAAAUGAGUGACAUAGUGGAGUACCUCAAAGAAACUGAGACAGAGGAAGACAGCAGGAGUCCAGACUCUGGAAUUUUUUGAUCAGAUACCUCUGAGGGAGGAGUGUGGGAAUCCAUCCGUGGGUUGUUUUCUAGAUGAAAAACUGGCUGAAUGCAGCUGGCAGUUUUUUUAAGAUAACACUGAUUUAUAAUUUUUUUUUAAAUUGAUGAUGGAUCAUAUUCAUUCUGUAAUGGAUUGCUGUAGAUUCUUUUAAGAUAGAGGUUAAUUUGACUCUGUCAUCCAUGGGUUCUAUACUUAAUGGGAGGCUGAUUGAAUCCAUCUACUGCUUUUUGUAAGACGAUGGAUCAUAUCAAUCUUUUACGGAAUUUCUUUAAGGUGAAGGAUUGUUUGAUUAAUUUGAUCCAUGGAGUUGUCAAGAUUAGGGACACAAGGAAUCUAGCUGGCUCUUUUCAAAGUUCUAUGUUAAGCAAAGAUAUUUUGGACAAAUCUUAUGUUAAACAGUAUUCAUAUAUACCCAGUAUUUGUGAAUGAAAAUGUGGCAAAUCAGCUUAAUCUAGCAAACUUUUGUGAUGGAAAUGAUUGUACGAUUUGUAUUGCAACAAUGGCCAUGCUGACAAAGAUACCAGGCUGAGAACAGGUAAUAAAAGCAAAACCAAACACCUGGCUUCAACUGAGUCUUAGUGUGUAUUUGUUACAUGUGUAGCAGUGCAGUAGAUUACUCACUUUCAUUUUGCUUCCCUCUUACUUUGUACAAAUCUUGUAUUUAUCAACUUGUAUACAAAAAACGUAUGUGGUACUUGUAGGUUCUUGAAGUGCAUCUUUUCUACAUAUGUUGUAGCCUUUUAAAUUCUUCUUUCUACAACACUCUCCUCUGUGUGUCAAGUACAAUUUCUAUUUUUGCUUUAGUUCUUUAGUUUUAAGAUCUUGGACCAUUUCUUAGGGCAAAGCAUGUAAUUCUUCCUUUCUGAGAUGAUUCUCAAUAGACUCUCCUGUAGGCUGUAUGUUCUUAAUGAUAAAAGUCUAUAUGAGUCGAACUGUGAUAUGCUUUUUCACAAUAGACUACUGUACGAGUUUGACUAAAGGUCCUGAACAAUAGACAAAUCUGGCUUUGGAUUCUUUUUGUUUUUGAUAAUAAAAGACAAUAUCAGUGCCACUAUAUGUUUUAUGAAAUUGAAGAUUAGAAGACUGUUUUAAUUUGACUGUGGGUUUUUUUAAAUACAAAAGUUGGCUGUUUUAUUUAGACUGAAUGCUUUUAUAUAGUACAUAAAUGUAUUAGUUUGACUUUAUCUUGUUUUAUAAUACAUGUAGAACACUGUAUGAGUCUGACUGUGGGUUCUUUUUGAAUUGCAGAUUUUGAAUUAAUGAGUUCUUUAGUGCUUAUCCACUAUUCAGAAUUCAUUUGACUUAUGAUGUGAUAAUGGUAAAUUUGUAACAUCCCACCUUGAGAAAAAUGUUGAUAAGACAUAGCGGAACAUAUCCUGUGAACAAACAGAAUAUGGACAAAACUGAAAUGGUCUGGUUAAGCCAGAGGAUAUAACCUACUGUAAGUUAAUGUCUUGCUGUGUUGUAUAAUUGUAGACAGUUCGCUACUAUAAAAUUACAAAGUUCGAUCUGCUCAGUACCUAGUUUUUGAGAAAUUUGAAGUUAAAAAUUUGGAAUUUUACUAGGUCAAACUUUUAAAAUAAAACUGUUUGAAUAUCUUGACAAUGAUUCAAAGUAAUCUAAUGAUUUUGAUAAAGCAGAUAGAACAUUUGGUUUCUGACCUCAUGGUUGCGAGUUGUCACUCUUGAUGACUUACACACUAUUGCCAACCCCCAACCCCACCCCACCCCCCCCACCACCACCACCACCACCGAAAGUGGUGUCUUCUGUGGUGUACAGGUGAGGCUCUUCGCCUCUGCACACGAAAGAUUUGAUUCCUGUUUGAAAAAGUUUUGUAGCGAGCAUUAUUUCCUGUCUGUUGAGAUGCUGUAUCCCACUCAGCCAGUUUUUAGCCAUGAUGGGCAAGGGUAGUUGAAGCCCGCCUCCAAAAAGAUCUAAAUUGUGCUGAUUUAGGUGAGAAAAGCUAACGUCUAUUAUUGCUAUUGCUUAUUCUUUGCGGAUGUAUGCUUCUAUUUUCAUCAGUGCUUUCACUUUGCUUUGCUUUAUCGCUAGUCAAUAAUAAUUCUUUGAUGGGCAAAGAAACAAGCUUCUUUCCAAAGCCAUGUUGGCUGUUACUUGCUGCUUUGUUGCUCUUUCUUCAUAUAAGGACCGACGAGCUUCAACUUGUAUUUUUCACAGGUAUCUGCAAAGUUCUUAUUGCUGCUUGCAAAGAUAAUACUGCAAUGUUUUUAUUAUUAUUAUUAAUCCUGACUGAAUCUUCUACUAUUUCUCUGUAACAUACCAUCAUUUAUCGUAGCCUGACAUUUUGUUUCUAGAGGUCUCUGGCUGAAAUGUUGUAACUGUGAUUUGAUGACCUGUUGAUUCUGAAUUAUUUGUUUGAUUUCCAUGCUGUAGAUUUUUUUGCUUUUGUAUUUGAAGCCACUUGAGCUAACUCAUAGAGAUGGUGCAGGCCACUUGUGCAUAGCAUCUUCAAUAAUAUAAUGGUCUGCACCAUGCUGUCCAUAUAUGACUGGCAGUGGCAGAAUUAAAUUUUAUUUUCUAGACAGCUGCAAGGAAAUGAAAAGGAACAGAUUACACUGACAAAUUUGUGCCAUAUUCUUCUAAACCAGUCUUGUCUCAAUUAGGCUGUGCUAAAGUUGAAGUAAGCCUGGUGUUUGUUGCAGCUAGAUGAUCACAUAUUUGUUUAUAGGCUUAUAGAAAAACUAUGUCCCUUCGUAAAAAUAUUAUCAGAUUUGGAAUCAGAAUGUCAAAAUAAAUUAAACGAGUCGAGAGUAACUUUUUCAUGCUGUAUUUUGAAGAAUACAAAUGAAGUAUUUUUACCGUGAUUGCAUUACAUGUGAUAUGAUGAUGUGCAGACAGUGCUCGCCGUUGUCAUUUCAUUUUUUUUUUUCCAGGCUUGAUCAAAACAAAAUAUGUUAUAACAAACCGGUCACUUGAUGAUCAGCUGGAAACCAGACGUCGUCCGUUCUGACUGUACAUAAAAUACAUCCUUUUUGUCUCAGUAAUAGUGUGAGCAAUACCAAAGAAUAUGACCAAAUGAUUGUAGUUGUUAGCUGUAUCAAACAAAUGACUUGAGCAAAAUGUUUUGGUUUUUUUAGCGGAUGGCUAGAUGGCUAACAUUUAAUUGUAACUUACCCAACACCUUUGAUGAAAAAUACUUUUUUGUAUUUUGACUGUUGGUCUUUAAUGCCAAAUUUAAUGUUACAGAUGCCUUAAAUGAGAUUGUUAUUUCUUUUGUGUUUAACAGCUUUUGUGUUCAACAGCAUUUUUUGUCUGUAUUGAUAAAGACAAUUGAUUUCUAUCUCAUUGCAUGUUUUAGGUCACAGGUGUCAACUUAGGACUCGUGGGCCGCAUCUGACCCGCCAAACAAUUGUAUCCGGCCUGGCAAACAACUAUUUCUGGCCCGGAAGAGAAUUUUAGGUAGUCUUUCCUGAGAAUCUCUCUAUAACACAGAACCUUAUUUCAAACAUAAACAAACUAGUUUGCUAAGCAAAGAUGCCAAACAUCCAGCUCUAAAUUUGGCAUGAGAGUGGAAAUUGUUAAACAUUGAUUUGUAACUAUUUUAGCUUUUUGUCUGUUUUAAUUUGCAUCAUUGUUUAACUCAUUCGCUACGUAUUAUUUUGAGCUCCUGGACAAAUUUUUGGGGGAGGGCAAUAUGAGAUGAUGAUUAGUGCGUAGUUCACAGGUCUUUGAGGCCUUAAAUUUAUAAAAUUCUCAACAUGAUAUUAUAUUCCAACCUUUUCAGUCUAAUUUGUUGAAUACAUAUGUGUUGUUUAUUUGGGUAUUUUUUUACUUUGGUUCCUGUAAGAAGUGAUUGUGUAACACAAUUUUGCUUGGAUGCGGAUUAAAUUUUUUUAAGAAUCAAUCAUCUUUAGUGAAAACCAAAAAAUGUGUUUGCGCGUAGUCAAAUGAUAGACCUACAUCAAAAUAACCAUAAAUGAAUAUAGAACUAGAAAAUAUUGAAAAAUUUGCAAUUAUUUACAUACAUUCCACGUAAUUUGUACACUUGGAUCAUAGCAUCCGAAAAUGAAAAAAAAAAUUUUUUUAACAUAAUCUGGAAAAAAGGACAAGAUACUUUCACAAAGAGUACAAAACACACGUAUCUUAUAGAAUUAUUCAGAAUUGCUUUUGGAAUAAAACUACACAUGUUUUGAGUGAUAUUUUUGUAAUACUACUGAAAAAUACUGAUUUUGGGGGGAAAUUUUUUUUGCCAAUUUAGAUCUAGAUUUUAGCAUUGAAAAAUAUUGAUUUGUCAAUAAAGAGCAAUGGCAAUUUGAGUUUUUCCACUUUACCAAUAUAGCAUCAAUAUUCCUAUGAAGAGGCCUACUUUUCAUUAGUAAACAAAAUAAUGAUACCUUUUGUCUUGUUAAAGUACUAAGACUGGUAUCUGGGCUAUAAUUUGGGUAUUGAGAUUCAUAAACUUCGAAAUCAAGUUUUAAAACUGAAUCAAAACGGGAGUUUGGGUGGAAACGCUUGAUCCGAAAGUGAACGUUACAAUAUAUCUUUAUUUUAAUAUGGAUAUGUGGAUUGGAAUAGAAUCUAAGCUAGAAUUAUAGGUCGGUUCUCAAGCCGUCAGGGGAAGGUUACCGUAAUGUAAAUAUUGUCGCUUAAGCCGCCCCGCUGCCCACGGCUCGCAGUAGCGAAUGAGUUAAAAUGGGUUUUACACUGAUAACUGUGUUAUUUGAGUUUGGUCCCUUGUACUUGUGUGAUUGAGUUUGACACCCUUGUUUUAAGCAGCUAAUUUUGAAUUUUGAUUUUUCCUUCCUCGCUUGCUGAUAUAAUAGAUACAUGAUCUAUGUUGGGUUUUUUCCUUGAAAUAAAUGUGAUUUAUAUAUCUGUUUA